Messenger RNA from Puntigrus tetrazona (Sumatra barb), 2243 nucleotides. Its product is annotated as zinc finger protein 883. Gene Ontology annotation, biological process: regulation of transcription by RNA polymerase II. Gene Ontology annotation, molecular function: DNA-binding transcription factor activity; RNA polymerase II cis-regulatory region sequence-specific DNA binding. The transcript is spliced from 4 exons. The coding region runs from base 108 to 1901 and encodes 597 amino acids. The record is from RefSeq and is a predicted model, not a curated record. Lineage: Eukaryota; Metazoa; Chordata; Actinopteri; Cypriniformes; Cyprinidae.
GGGGCAGCACUGAGCGCCAGCAGCUUCACUGCUCGACGCGAGAGAACGGUCGCUGGAAUAGUGCUGUUGAAAAUGUUACGUUUGCGGUCACCAGAAACGGCGAAAUAAUGUCGUUGCUGGAGUCUGAGGUUGUCUCUGUUCUGGAGACACUCGUGAAGACAACGGUAAAUGAGCUGGCGAAAGUCCUGGGCUCACCAGGGGGUCCUCCACAAACUAACCGUACAGCUGACAAGUCUGUCACCCUGGACUUCACAACACAGCUGAACUCUGUGUUAGAACGCAAUGCAAAGGAAGCUGUGAAGAAAAUACGCCAGCUCUUCUCUGCGCUUCUGCACAAAGAAAUGAUUCCAAGCGCACAUGUUGACUUGAAAACAAGACAGCAGGAGACUGAUCGAGCUGACAGCGGUGCUCAAGGACGUCAGUCCACUGACCAGCGUACUGUAGUCUCUGCGGAGAAAAUCGCCAUCGUUGUGCACUGUGGACCGGAGGAGCUCAUAGACACGGGCCGUGUGAAAACACCUACUAAAACACAGAAGACGGCACCAGAUUGUUCAGAAAACAGCAACCAUUCUCAGUAUGUGGUGUUGCAGAACAAUGAUGUAGCAGACAUCAGCUGCUCAGGACUGCAAGGCACAAAAAAAUCCUCUGUGACUCAGAAUGGCACAAAAGCAUCUAGAAGUUUGAGUGUGUCGAAAAGCAGAGGUGCGCGGGUGAGCCGCCAGAAGAAAGGAAAAACCCUCAGCUGCAAACAGUGUAGAAGGAAAUUUGACUCUGUUGUUCUUUUGAGAGCUCAUCAGGUGGUUCAUGUGGCGGCACACAAACCCUUUAGCUGCUCGCAGUGUGGUCGGCGUUUCGGAAGCAAAGGCAGUUUAGAUGUACACUACCAGCUUCACACUGACAAGAGCCCUUAUGUUUGCAAUGAAUGCGGCAAGGCCUUCACCGAACACAAACAGCUGAAGGCUCACCAGAGGAUUCAUAACGAAGACAAGACCUUCACGUGUCAAGUCUGUGGGAAGUCUUUUCAUCAAGCCUACUGCCUCAGGAAGCAUCUGGUGGUGCAUUCGGGAGAGAAGCUGCAUAAAUGCGACGUAUGUGAGAAGACCUUCAACUUCCGCAACAACCUACUCCGCCACAAGAGGAUCCACACGGGCGAGAAGCCGUUCACCUGCCAGACGUGCGGCCGGAGCUUCAACCAGCUGGAUUCUCUGAAGGCGCACCGCCUGACUCACACCGGCGAGAAACCGCACAAGUGCAAAUUGUGCAAUCAGGGCUUCAUCCAGAAGUUUCUGCUUCGGCUGCAUGAGGGAAAGUACACGGGACAAAACGGGCACCACUGUUGCGUAUGCGGGAUAGUCGUGAGUUGCUUAAAUGCGCUGAAAAUGCACCUGCCGGAUCACGAGGGACAGCUGCCCGUCAGUUGCGCGGUGUGCGGCGAGACCCUCGGCUCCAUCAACACCUUGAAAUCUCACCAGCACAAGCACUCUGUGACCAACAAACACAGCUGCUGUUUGUGCGGAAAGACCUUUCAGAGCGUGGCCGGUGUGAAAACGCACGAAAGGGUCCAUACGGGAGAGAAGCCCUUUGUUUGCUCGGUGUGCGGGAAGACGUUUCGGCAGCAGAACUGCCUCAAGGCUCACCAGUCCUCACACAGCGGUGAAAGACCUUUUAGGUGUGGCACGUGUGAGAAAGGUUUUUCCACUUUGGGAAAUCUCCGUCGACAUCAGCGCAUACACACCGGAGAAAAGCCGUUUAAAUGCGUCGUAUGCGGGCGGGAAUUUAACCAGUCGAAUUCGCUCAAAGCUCACAUGCAUACUCAUACGGGAGAGAAGCAAUAUGUGUGUGACAAGUGUGGGAAGAGUUUCGCUUACCUACGAAAUCUGAGGUGCCAUAAAUGUGUGUGAAUUUAAAGGGAUCAUUCGCCUGAAAAAGAAAAUUCUGCCGUGGUGAUGUAAAUACCAUUGAAGUCUACUGACUUCUGUUGUAUUUGCAAAAAAUAAAUUUAUUAAAAAUACCUUCUUUUCUGUGUUCCAACAAAAUGUGAGUAAAUGAUGGCAGGAUUGACUUUUUUGGGUGCAUAUUUUCCCGAACAGAUCAGGCAGGGUUUUAAUUUCCAUGUGCUUAUUUCUUCAGUUAGAUAUUUCAGUGUAAAAGAUCCUUUAGAAAAUCUGUUUAGUGUACAGUUGACCUGUAAAAUUGUUAAAUUAUCUGUAAAUACAGUUUUGUAAAAAAUAAAUAAAUAAAUA